Molecule: messenger RNA, 456 nt
Organism: Colletotrichum paranaense
Lineage: Eukaryota; Fungi; Ascomycota; Sordariomycetes; Glomerellales; Glomerellaceae
Exons: 3
Coding region: 1-456 (151 amino acids)
Source: RefSeq, a predicted model, not a curated record
AUGUCAGGUCUUGAAGCCCUCGGCGUGGCAGGCAACAUUUUCCAAGUCAUCAGCUUCGGUCGAGACACAGCCAGCCUAAUUAAACAAGUCUACCGAGAUGCUACCGUCGACGAUACCCUCGAGGUGAACGCAAAGGAACUCGCUCAACUUGCAGCGCAUAUUCAGGCUCUGGAAGGUCCACAGCUCCCGACCAAGCAAGAAGACCAGUUGCUGGAAAUCGCGAAAAAAGUGCCAAGCCUGGCCCCCAAGGCAAACUGGCGAAAGAGAGGACUCAAUAACUUGGAGAGGAAGCUCAAUGACGCCCAGAGACUAAUGCAGAGCGGCCUUCUUGCGCGAAUUUGCCAAAAGACCGACGCCAUGCACCUUGAUCUGAAGUCGCUGCGACAGCAAUCUACGAGACUUGAUCAAACAUCCGGGACUCAGACCAGAAACACUCUGCUGAUAUCGCAGCGUUGA